AUGGCUGAGUUGGUUUCCGGAGCACUUCUCACCGCUGCCAUCGAGGCGGUUCUCAAUAGAUUGGCUUCUGGUGAUAUUCUUGACUUUCUCCGUGUCAGAAAUCUCCAGGAUAACUUCCCGCUGAAAAAACUAAAGACGACCUUUAACAGUCUCAACAAAGUCAUGGAAGAUGCUGAGGAGAGGCAAUACGCAGACCCUAAUGUGAAGAACUGGCUUGAUGAGCUCAGAGGCGUUGUGUUCCAGGCUGAGGACCUGUUGCUUGAGAUUGCAACAAAGGCCUCUCGACGGCAACUGAAACUUGAACUUCACCCCCACACAGGUAAACUACGCAACCGCUUAACUUCCAAUGUGAAAUCCUUUGAAAAAGAUAUCGAACAAAGGAUCCGGAAACUUGUCGACUACCUAGAACUCUUAGCAAAACAGAGGGAUGACCUAGGGUUGAAGGUUGGCUCUAGCGCACUCACUCAAGGGGGAGCGAAUAGGAGAGUUUGCCAGAGAUUGCCAGAAUCGUCUUUGAUAAAUGAAGCUGAUAUAUUUGGUAGAGAUGCUGAUAAAGAGAAACUAGUCAAGGUUUUACUGUCGCGCAACAAGGGCAAGACUCAAUCCCCAAUGGACGUGAUUGCCAUUGCAAGUAUGGGUGGAAUGGGUAAGAUCACUCUGGCGCGGCUUGUUUAUGAAGACAAAAGGAUGAUAGAUGGAUUUCACUACAGAGCUUGGGCGUGUAUUUCUAAAGAGUUUGAUCUUGUUCACGCAACAAAAGCGAUUCUUAAAGUACUUGAUUGUUCAAUUGAACUUGAAAAAUCAGAUGAUUUAGAUCCACAUCAACGUAAACUACAGGAAAUGUUAAAGGAUAAGAAAUUUUUUGUGGUUCUUGAUGAUGUAUGGAACAAGAAUCAUGCCAUUUGGGAGGCCUUUCGAACUCCUUUCAACUAUGGAGCUCCAGGAAGUAAAUUUCUCAUAACAGCACGUGAACAAGGGGUGGCGAAAGUCAUGCGGUGCACAGAUAUUCAUUUUUUGGAGCCAUUGCAAAAUGAAUAUCCUUGGAAGUUAUUUGCAAAACAUGCAUUUAGUGACCAAUAUGUUGAUCCAGGACUUGAAUCAAUUGGUAGAAGAAUCAUUAACAAGCGUGGAGGAUCGCCUUUGGCCAUAAAAACAUUGGGAAGCUUGUUGGGCACAAAACUAGCUCCUCAAUAUUGGGAUGCAAUUUUGAAGAGUGAUAUUUGGUCCUUAUCAGAGGAUGAGAGUAAUAUAAUCCCAUCUUUAAGGUUGAGCUACCAUUAUUUACCUUCUAAUCUCAAGCGUUGCUUUGCAUUUUGUUCCUCUUUCCGAAAGAUCACUUGA
Messenger RNA from Prosopis cineraria, 1341 nucleotides. RefSeq names its product putative disease resistance RPP13-like protein 1. Gene Ontology annotation, molecular function: ADP binding. The transcript has a single exon. Gene Ontology annotation, biological process: defense response to other organism. NCBI's taxonomy places the organism in Eukaryota, Viridiplantae, Streptophyta, Magnoliopsida, Fabales, Fabaceae. The coding region runs from base 1 to 1341 and encodes 446 amino acids. The record is from RefSeq and is a predicted model, not a curated record.